AAAAAGACCUUUCUGUUUUAUUUUCUUUUAGAUGCAAAGGACUUAACAGAGAAACAAUCAGAAGCAAACAAGGACAUGGUGAAGUGUUCCAUGCUGGGGGAUGAUUUGAAUGCUAGUAUUUCAUUCCAUGAUCACCAUGCAAGUGCCGAAGAAAAAUUGAUCAAGUCACAGAAGGAUUCAAAAGGGGAAGAAGGAAAAUUGACCCGAAAUGUAACACUCCUGCAAGGCGUGUCACUUAUUGUUGGUGUAAUGAUAGGUUCAGGCAUAUUUGUUACUCCACGUUUUGUCCUUCUGCAUUCUGGUUCGGUGGGAAUGACUCUUUUGAUUUGGAUUAUAUCUGGAGUGAUGGCAACUUUGGGAGCUCUCUGCUAUUGUGAAUUAGGAACAAUGAUUCAACGUUCUGGUGGUGAGCUAACAUACAUCCAGGAAGCUCUAGGGCCUCUUCCUGGCUUUCUUGUGAGCUGGACAAUGGUACUUAUUUUGAAACCAGCCUCUGUUGCCAUUAUCACAUUGAGUUUUGCUUCGUACGCUGUCCAGCCAUUUCUUAGGAACAACAACGCCGAACCUGAAGACCUCAUCAAACUUGUAGCUGCAAUCUCCAUCAUAAUAAUCACGACUGUGAACUGUGUGAGUUCCCGUUGGGCAGGUCAGAUGCAAAUAGUUUUCAUGAUAAUGAAACUCCUUGCAAUUGGGAUAAUAGUGGUGAUAGGAGCUUCAAGAAUUGCUAGUGGGCACAAUAGAAACUUUGAGUCUCCCUUUAAAGGAACUAAUACAAACAUUGGAGAAAUUGCACAUGCAUUCUUUAGUGGAUUGUGGGCUUAUGAUGGCUGGAACCAACUCAAUUAUGUGACGGAGGAAUUACAGAAUCCUCACAAGAAUCUCCCUCGUGCAGUAAUGAUUGCUCUUCCUCUUGUCACUAUUUGCUAUACACUGAUCAAUAUAGCUUAUCUAAGUAUUCUGACACCAGCAGAAAUGUUGUCAUCCACAGCAGUAGCUGUAUCUGUUGCAGAGAAGGUUACACCCACCCUUGUAGUUGUUAUGCCACUGUUUGUAGCAUGUUCCUGUUAUGGUGCUGCUAAUGGCUCCAUUUUUACUAAUGGAAGAGUUGUUUGCUCAGCAGCCAAACAGGGACACAUGCCUCGAUAUUUAGCUGUUAUCAGCAAGCGUUUCCACACUCCAUUACGUGCUAUAAUGUUCCCAUCAUUUAUUUCCAUUUGCAUGUUAAUUCUUGGUGAUCUGGAUUCCUUGCUGAGCUGUUUCAGCUUUGUUGCAUGGAUUUUCCUGGGUUGCACAUUCCUGUCACUUCUGGUUCUACGCUGGAAGAGGCCACAUGAGCAUCGUCCCUACAAAGUGUGGAUUGGCAUUCCUAUUGUCAUGGUGAUGAUUUCGUGCUACCUUAUUAUUGCCCCUCUGUUUGCCAAACCUCAGUCAUCAUUGUUUGCUCUGGCAUUUGUUCUAUCUGGUGUACCAGUUUACUUUAUUUUUGUCAACCGCAAUAAUUAG
Messenger RNA from Pocillopora meandrina, 1503 nucleotides. Lineage: Eukaryota; Metazoa; Cnidaria; Anthozoa; Scleractinia; Pocilloporidae. The record is from the annotation of a GenBank genome assembly.